CACUCCUCUCUUCCUUCGUAGCCAGCAGCUACUCAACUCUACUCGUUUCUCGCCCGGUAAUCCUCACACGCGUCGUGAUUCGAGGCCUGGAAACCGAGUUGGACGCGUCACCGUCUGCUAGAGCGUUUGACCCCGGGACACACAUAUCCCCUGCUGGCCCGUAUAAAGCCGCCACUCCCUUGCCCUACUCUUCCACUCACUAUCACUUCCGCAAGCAACUUCUCUCCUUCCCUCUCUCUCUGCCUUUGCCGCCAAGCUACCUGCUUGUUACUAGUGUUCCAGAACAAACUCGGUCGGGAUAGAUUAUCCACCGGCAGAUCGAUCAUCCGAUGGCGGUGGACGCGGUUCUUGACGCGGCGGUCACGCCGGAGGUGGUGCCGGUGGCCGCGGCUGCCACGACGACGAGCGGCAGCGGCGAGGAGGAGGAGGAGGUGGAGUACGAGGAGGCGAAAGCGGUGAAGGAGGAGCAGCAGCAGCGCGCCGAAGGGUGGGGGAAGCGGAAGCGCUCCAGGCGCCGCCGCGAGCAGCAGCUGCCCCGGGAGCCCACGGAGGAGGAGUACCUGGCGCUCUGCCUCGUCAUGCUGGCGCGCGGCCGCCGCGACGUCGCGGCGCCCGCGCCACCGCCGCACGCGUGCUCCGUCUGCGGCAAGGCGUUCCCGUCCUACCAGGCGCUCGGCGGCCACAAGGCCAGCCACCGCACCAAGCCGCCGCCUCCGGUGGUGGUGACUGCUUCGACGCCGGCAUCAGGUGCCGGCGCGGAGCAGCAGCCGCGGCAGCACGCGGUGCCCGCGCCGUCGUCGUCGUCCGCGGGCUCCGCCGGCGCUGGCGAGGGAAAGCCGGCGCACGAGUGCAACGUGUGCGGGAAGGCGUUCCCGACGGGGCAGGCGCUGGGCGGCCACAAGCGCUGCCACUACGACGGCACCAUCGGCAGCGCCGCCGCGCCCGCGCGCGCUGGCAGCCGCGCCAGCGCCACGGCAGUGCCGGCGGCCAGCGGCGGCUUCGACCUCAACCUGCCGGCGUUGCCGGACAUCCCGGAGCGGUGCGGCGGGGCGGUGCCGGAGGAGGAGGAGGUGCUCAGCCCGCUCGCCUUCAAGAAGCCACGGUUCAUGAUCCCGGCUUAGUAAAUCAAGCUCGAUUAUUAUUUGGUGAUUAGUUAGCUAGCUCAGUUAAACUUUGUACCUAGUUUGGUUGCUGGUGGCAAUUGGUGAAUUGGUUUGUGUGUACAUACAUAGGCACUGUGCAUUAUACAUAGUCUACAUAGGUCUUUUAGAAUUAGGAUUAGAUUGUUAAGGAUCAAUUCUUUCAUUGGUUGAAUAAUUGGUGCAUAGUGUAUAGUGCAUAGCAUUUAUGUAUAUAUAUAAAUGUAAUAAAUCAAAGUAUGGGUGUAUA
Molecule: messenger RNA, 1389 nt
Organism: Panicum virgatum (switchgrass)
Lineage: Eukaryota; Viridiplantae; Streptophyta; Magnoliopsida; Poales; Poaceae
Product: zinc finger protein 1-like
Exons: 1
Coding region: 330-1121 (263 amino acids)
Molecular function (GO): DNA-binding transcription factor activity
Source: RefSeq, a predicted model, not a curated record